AUGUUGGAACUUGUACAGUAUUUUAUAAUUGGUGUUCUGUCGGUUUUGGUUUUAUCGAAAUUUCAAGUCACAAAUUUCUAUAUGCGAGCAAUUUAUUAUGGACUUGCGUUGAUUUUUGGAGGACUUGCUGGAGGUUUGGCGAGUAUUCCGUUUGGAAAAUCGACUAAUAAUCAUUUGUGAGUGAUGAGUUUUGGGAGGAUUUUUUGAAAUUUUGAAACAUCUGAGAUAUUUUGGCUUAUACACCAAAAAUACACCUCUAGGUGUGGAUAAAGCUCUUAAGGCGUCAGAAAACAAUUCAAAUAUUCUUAACCCAAUUAAAUGCAUCUUCAAAAACCCGCAUUUUUCCAGCCGAAUGUUCAAAAUCUUCCAAUUCAUGACACGUCCACUUGGUCUAACUUAUGAACUUCGAAACGAGAAAAUCUUGUCGGAUGAAAAACCGUAUAUCAUAAUUGCAAAUCAUCAAAGUGCUUUGGAUGUUCUUGGAAUGUCAUAUGCUUGGCCAGUCAAUUGUAUUGUUAUGUUGAAAGCGAGUUUGAAAUAUUUGCCUGGUUUCAAUUUGUGUGCUUUUUUGUGUGAAUCGGUUUAUAUUGAGAGAUUUAGUAAGGUGAGUUAUUCUACGAGUUUGGGGAAGGUUCGGAAAAAAUUUAGAAGCUCUAAGAUAUUUUAUAAACUUGAAAAAUGAUUCUAGAAGCUCUGGGGAUUCUUUAGAAGCCUGGAAAAAACAUCUAGAAAAUCUUCGGAACUAUCUAGAAAGCUUCAGAAGACAUCUAGAAGCUCUGAAAGUUUUUCGGAAGCCCAAAAUUAUUCACAGAAGUCUUUGAAUUCGUCAGAACCUAUGAAAAAACAUCUAGAAAACCUGGAGAUGCUUCUGAAUGAUCUAGAAGAUCUGCAGAUUUUUCUGAACUACCUAGAAGCUUUGGAAAAUCUUUUGAGUUUUCUGGAAGGCCUGGAGAUUUUUCUAACUUUUCUAGAAGCUCUGGAGAUCCUUCUGAAUCAUCUCGAAGGUCUGAAGAAAAAUCUAGAAGAUCUAGAAGGUUCAUCAGACUCUGUAAAACCCGGGAAAACUUUUAGAAGGCCCUAGAUCUUCCGAAUAAAAACCAUAUGUAUCUCAAAAUCCUUUUUUCCAGGUCAAAGCUCAUCAAACAGUUGACGCAACUCUCCAAGAAAUUGUCUCCAAAAAACGAAAAGUUUGGAUUUAUCCAGAAGGAACACGAAACGCUGAACCCGAAUUAUUGCCAUUCAAAAAAGGCGCAUUUUUGCUGGCAAAACAGGCCAAUAUCCCAAUUGUACCAUGCGUUUUUUCAUCUGCCAAUUUUUUCUACAAUUUUGUAAGUUGACUAGGGUUUUUUUUGAAAAAAAGUUCUCAUUGAUUUUUUUGCAGGCUGAAAAACGUCUAACAUCCGGCUACAGUAUCAUUGAUAUUCUUCCCGAAGUCGAUCCAUCAAAAUUCGAAUCAAUCGAUGAAUUAUCACAACAUUGUCGUGAUCUUAUGCAAAAACAUCGCCAAAAAUUAGACAUUGAAGUCGCCAAAUAUAAUUGA
Messenger RNA from Caenorhabditis angaria, 1540 nucleotides. NCBI's taxonomy places the organism in Eukaryota, Metazoa, Nematoda, Chromadorea, Rhabditida, Rhabditidae. The record is from the annotation of a GenBank genome assembly.